Triticum turgidum subsp. durum (durum wheat) is the source of this 1287-nucleotide messenger RNA. NCBI's taxonomy places the organism in Eukaryota, Viridiplantae, Streptophyta, Magnoliopsida, Poales, Poaceae. The record is from the annotation of a GenBank genome assembly.
AUGGGUGGCUCGGACCAGAAGGCGGCCGGCGGGGCCGUGGGCGGCAAGGCGGCGCGCGCGUGCGACGGGUGCAUGCGGCGGCGGGCCCGGUGGUACUGCGCGGCUGACGACGCUUUCUUGUGCCAGGCGUGCGACACGUCGGUGCACUCGGCGAACCCGCUCGCCAGGCGGCACGAGCGCCUCCGCCUGCGCGCGACGUCCCCGCUGCCGGCCGAGGGCGUGGCCGCGGUGAAGGGGUCGCCGGCGACGACGUCCAAGUGCCUUGACGUCGCGCCGGCGUGGCCGAAGCGGAAGGCGCGCACUCGGCGGCCGCCGGUCAAGAGCGUCGGGCAGCUGCUGUCGAGGCGCCUCGUGGUGCCCGAGGUGGGAGCCGGGGAGUCCUCCACGUCGGACGAGCGGAGGGCGCCCGAGGAGGAGCAGCUGCUCUACCGCGUGCCGGUCUUUGACCCCGCCCUCGCCGAGUUCUGCUCGCCGCCGCCGAUCGAUGACUCACGCCACGGUGAGGACGUCGAAGGCGCCGUGGAGGACACGAAGGAGCACAUGGCCACACCGUCCCCCGUGCAGGAGCUCCCCGAUUGUUUUGCCAGUUUCGGCCCGACGGACGCCGAUCUCAGGGAGUUCGCGGCCGACAUGGAAGCGCUCCUCGGCCAAGGCCUGGACGACGGCAACGAGCUGGAGGACUCGUUCUACAUGGAGGCCCUAGGGCUCAUAUCGCCGCCGGGGGAACACGGCGGGCGGGUAAAGGUGGAGGCCGACGGCAGCCUUGUCUCCCGAAGCAACGGCGUUCUGGCGUCUGGCCAUGACCUGAAGCGGGAGUUCAACGGCAGCCCGCCGACACUGGUGGAUGACGACGACAGUUUCGAGCACAAGACGUCGACGGCGAGCAACGGAGACGCCGUUGACGAUGCGCAGUUCUUGAAGAGGAGCCUGGAUCUUAGGCUGAACUACGAGGCGGUCAUGGAGAGCUGGGGCAGCUCGCCGUGGACCGACGGCCGGCGGCCGUCCGGCCAGCUCGACGACUUGUUGCUCCACGACCACGCGGGCAUGUGGACGGCCGGAGGAGGAGGACGGCAUGGCGAUGCGGCGUGGCCGCCGAGGCCAAGGACGGACGAGUGGCGGGAGGCGCGGGUGUCGCGGUACCGGGAGAAGCGGCGGACACGGCUGUUCGCCAAGAAAAUACGCUACGAGGUGCGGAAGCUGAACGCGGAGAAGCGGCCCCGGAUGAAGGGCCGCUUCGUCAAGCGCACCGGCGGCGCGGCCGCCGCCGCCCCGUGCGCCGUCACCUGA